Sciurus carolinensis (gray squirrel) is the source of this 629-nucleotide messenger RNA. RefSeq names its product high mobility group protein B3-like. Gene Ontology annotation, molecular function: DNA binding, bending. Bases 24 to 626 code for a protein of 200 amino acids. The transcript has a single exon. Gene Ontology annotation, biological process: regulation of transcription by RNA polymerase II. Gene Ontology annotation, cellular component: nucleus. NCBI's taxonomy places the organism in Eukaryota, Metazoa, Chordata, Mammalia, Rodentia, Sciuridae. The record is from RefSeq and is a predicted model, not a curated record.
GACUAGCGAACAAUACAGUCAGGAUGGCUAAAGGUGACCCCAAGAAACCAAAGGGCAAGAUGUCUGCUUAUGCCUUCUUUGUGCAGACUUGCAGGGAAGAACACAAGAAGAAAAAUCCAGAAGUCCCUGUCAAUUUUGCAGAAUUUUCCAAGAAGUGCUCUAAGAGGUGGAAGACAAUGUCUGGGAAGGAGAAAUCUAAAUUUGAUGAAAUGGCAAAGGCGGAUAAAGUGCGCUAUGAUCGGGAAAUGAAGGAUUAUGGACCAGCUAAGGGAGGCAAGAAGAAAAAGGACCCUAAUGCCCCCAAAAGACCCCCGUCUGGAUUCUUCCUGUUCUGUUCAGAAUUCCGCCCCAAGAUCAAGUCCACAAAUCCUGGUAUCUCCAUUGGAGAUGUGGCCAAAAAGCUGGGUGAGAUGUGGAAUAACUUAAGUGACAGUGAAAAGCAGCCAUACAUCACUAAGGCUGCAAAGCUGAAGGAGAAAUAUGAGAAGGAUGUUGCUGACUAUAAGUCUAAAGGAAAGUUUGAUGGCGCAAAGGGUCCUGCUAAAGUUGCCCGGAAAAAAGUGGAAGAGGAAGAUGAAGAAGAGGAGGAGGAAGAAGAGGAGGAGGAGGAGGAGGAGGAUGAAUAAAAA